GCGCAGCGACGCACCCGCGCGCGCACUGCCACGUGACCGCGAUGGAAUGAAAACAAUGCGACGCGCAGUUGUCAAUCAGGAAGGUCGGAAGCCCCGCCCACAUUCUGUGGCGUUGGGAGCGGUGAGGAGAAAAUAGAUUUUGAUCGCAGCUCUGAGCCCUGAUACAGGCUUCAUUUAAACAAGUGGGCAAACACUGAAAGGAAUUAAAAAUAAACUCGUGGGAAAGCCAACUCAUCUAAACGGCGAAAAUGAAAAUGUAAAUCAUCCCUGAAUGGCAAGGAAAUGGCCACGGAAACCUCCCACAUUCAACCAAAAGACAGACGCACCACCUUACCCAUGGGGCAUUCAAUUUCUUGCAGAUAAGGAUGCCCAUAAGAAGGAAAGCAAAGCAGAUUUUAUGUUGAAACAAAUUUAAGGACCACAAGCAUCAAUAAAAAGAAGGAUUGAAAAUCUUUGCAGUGCCUGAAACUCAAACACAGCUUAUUUAUGAUAAACAAAAAUUGGUUUUGUGAUGAGGCCAAAGACCUUUCCAGCCACUUCAUAUACCGGAAACAGCCGCCAGAGACUGCAGGAAAUUCGAGAGGGGUUGAAACAACCUCAUAAACCUUCAGGCCAGGCUUUAACUGGUGGCUCCAACAAUGAAACCCCACUAGACCUGAAAUCUGUUGUUGCAAAGGAUGCUACUAGACAACAGCAAAUGCGACCUGUACCGAAAUUUGGGCCUUAUCAGAAAGCUCUCCGAGAAAUCAGAAACUCCCUGAUGCCAUUUGCAAAUGAGUCUGGUUCAUCUACUAGUGUUGAAGUAAAUAGACAGAUGUUACAAGAAUUGGUAAAUGCUGGAUGUGAUCAGGAAAUGGCAAUCCGAGCACUGAAGCAGACUGGCAGCAGAAGCAUAGAAGCUGCUCUAGACUUCAUAAGUAAGAUGGGCUAUCUAGACCCUCGGACUGAACAGAUCGUAAGAGUAAUUAAGCAAACAUCAGGAAAAAGUAUUGGACCACAUCCUCUUGAUCGUAGGCCAAGUUUUGAAGGAUCAAAUGACUCUUUGUGUACCUAUCACCAGUUGGGCAAUCCAAUGUAUGAUUUAGCAGAUUCUGGAGCUGCAAAUGCACCAAAUAUGAAUUUUUUAGUUGCUGCUGGACAAGCCAUAACUGUCAACACUCCAGGGCAAAGGUGCUCUCCCUUAGGACUUCACUCUGCAAUUGUUGGACAGAAUCCUCCAUCAAAUGCUAUAUUCCCAUCCACAAGCUGUGAUAUUAAACAUCAACAAAUACCAUAUUCGGCCAAAGGAGAAACAGGCCAAUCUCUUCAAAUGAUAAAUUACACUCUUUCAAAUCACAGCGGCCAAUCAAUUACAUUGCAAAAUCCUCAAGUGUCAAGCAAUCCACAUUAUAUGAGGCAGCAUUUAAUGGCUCAAGGAGAAAAUAAUGUCUCCUUAGGUUAUGCUGUCCAAAGGAGUUCAUCUUUCCAAAACAAGGUGCAACAGGAAGGCAAUUAUGGAACCCUUCAGAAUAAAAGCCCUGUUACUCAAGGCAUUCCUGGCCAUACGUUCCAACAACCUCCAACAGUUUUAUACUUGUCGCAGUCCCAUCAUAGACAACAAAGUCCUACAUCUCCUCAAAUACAAAUGUUAUCAAGCCGCACUUCUUCAUUUGGAAAUGAGUUUUCGGAACUUGCUCCAAAUAUGAUCACACCCUCAAGAAAUAGCCUCAAUGUGGACAUUUUUGAUAUAAAUCCUUCCCAGGUGCAACAUUGGCAAGUAUCAUCUCCAUCAAGGAGGGAUUCCAUUCAGAACACUGGACUAGAAACAUUGCCAAGACCAGCUGGCCAUCUUAGGCCAGAUAGCCAAAUACCAAACAGAACUAAUUCGUUCAAUAAUCAACUUCAAACUUCACCAUCUGUGAGACAAAUUCAAACAGGCAAAACAGAGUCAUCCCUAAACACUACCAAUACUAUCACAGCAGUAACAUCAACCCCUAUUCUUCAACCUGUGAAGAGCAUUAGAGUUCCAAGACCUGAACCUCAAACAGCUGUAGCACCUUCACAUCCGGCAUGGUUGCAGAAUCAGGGUACGGACAAUAAUGAUAUACUGGAGCAAAAAUCCUUGACAGCAGCAGGAGCAGCAGCCUAUGUCCUUGAAACUGAUGAUUACACUAUGAAAGAGCGUAGAUGUCCUCCACCACCAUAUCCAAAACAUUUAUUACUUCAGAACAAUACAGAGCAAUUUGAUGCUAACUCUGUAGCCAUGGAUGUGGAGCAGUGUAUCCGUGGUGUUCACAAUUUAACAUGCAAUAAAACUGAGGACAACAACAAUGAAAAAAGUGAGAAAAGUAGCAAGCCUAACAAACCAGAGAAGAUGGGAAAGGACAAAAAACGCAUUCAAACAUCCCCUGUGCCAUUUCGCAAAAAUAAAGAUGAAGAGAAAAGGGAAUCGCGAAUUAAAAGUUAUUCCCCUUUUGCUUUUAAAUUUUUCAUGGAACAACAUGUAGAAAACAUCAUGAAAACAUAUCAGCAAAAAUUAAACAGAAGGUUGCAGUUGGAGCAAGAGAUGUCAAAGGCAGGACUAUCCGAGGCAGAACAGGAGCAGAUGAGGAAAAUGCUUAAUCAGAAAGAGUCUAAUUACAACAGGCUGAAAAGAGCAAAAAUGGACAAGUCACUCUUUGUAAAAGUUAAGACACUGGGAGUUGGUGCCUUUGGGGAGGUCUGCCUAGCUCAAAAGGUGGAUACAAAUGCUGUAUAUGCAAUGAAAACUCUACGGAAAAAGGAUGUGCUGAGUCGUAAUCAAGUGGCUCAUGUGAAAGCAGAGAGGGAUAUUCUGGCUGAAGCUGACAAUGAAUGGGUAGUCAAGCUCUACUAUUCUUUUCAAGAUAAAGAAAAUUUAUACUUCGUGAUGGACUACAUCCCAGGUGGAGAUAUGAUGAGUCUUUUGAUACGAAUGGGAGUUUUUCCUGAGUCACUGGCAAGGUUCUAUAUUGCAGAAUUGACUUUAGCCAUUGAAAGCGUUCACAAAAUGGGAUUUAUUCACAGGGAUAUUAAACCUGACAACAUCCUUAUUGAUCUUGAUGGACACAUUAAACUCACAGACUUUGGUCUUUGUACUGGAUUUAGAUGGACUCAUGAUUCCAAAUACUAUCAGAAAGGGAGCCAUGUGAGACAGGACAGUAUGGAACCAAGUGAUCUCUGGGGAGAUUUGUCUGACUGUAAGUGCGGUGACAGAUUAAAGACCCUUGAACAGAGGGCUGCCCGACAACACCACAGAUGCCUAGCCCACUCAUUAGUUGGAACUCCAAACUACAUAGCUCCUGAGGUUCUGCUACGAAAAGGAUACACUCAACUUUGUGACUGGUGGAGUGUGGGAGUUAUCCUCUUUGAAAUGUUAGUCGGGCAGCCUCCUUUUCUUGCUCCAACACCUGCGGAAACUCAAAUUAAGGUGAUAAAUUGGGAGAGCACACUCUCCAUUCCUCCACAAGUAAAGCUUAGUUCUGAGGCAACAGAUCUCAUCAUAAAGCUCUGUUGUGGAGCCAGUGACAGAUUGGGUGGAAAAGGAGCAGAUGAAAUUAAGGGUCAUCCUUUUUUUAUUACCAUUGAUUUUUCUGAAGACAUACGCAGACAGCCAGCACCCUAUGUCCCAAAGAUAAGCCAUCCCAUGGACACUUCCAACUUUGACCCAAUAGAAGAAGAGAACUCCUGGAAUGACAGCAGCGAUAGCACCAAAAUGUCUGACACACUAACUAGUUCUGUUAGUGGCAAUAAGCAUCCUGAACAUGCAUUUUAUGAGUUUACCUUUCGAAGAUUUUUUGAUGACAAUGGUUAUCCCUUUCGAUAUCCAAAGCCCUUGGACACUGGUGAGCCCAAACAGAAUCAGCCAGAUGUGAGCCAGAGGAAUUCUGUUGACCACAGUGAAAGCUAUCAGCCUGUAUAUGUUUAAAGUGUAUAUAUACAUUUUAUGUGAAGUUUCUCUGUUAUGCCAUAUGAAACAGUGCAACAUACAAUAGAAAUGAAGAUUGAUUGUUGAAAACAGAAAGCACUUACUUUGUCUUUGUGGCAUAUUAUGCCCUCUGGAAUGGUUGUUGAGCUCCUGCUGCUGAGUGUGUUCUUUGCAAAAUGUGCGAUAUUUAACAUCAUUAAUUUUAAAGCAGACAGUGUAGCUCUGCUGUAUAAAAAACAAAUAGACAACAAACUCUGAAUAUAUCUGGAACAUAGUAAAGAUUGCAAAUAUAUGGAGAAAGCUGUAAGUGGUUUUCUGGCUACGUGCAAUAAUAUGUAAAUCAUUAUAUGUUUUUAUAUAUAGUACAAUUGGUAACUGCAAUACAAAAAUGUACAAUUAUCUUAUAAACAUUGUUAAUUUUAUAAUAAUCUAUAUUGAAAGGUCUGGAGCAAAUUGCAUAAUACUUGAUGCUGCUUUAUGUCCUUGUAUGAUACAUACAAACUAUUUUUCAAUACGAACUGAGAAAAGGGUGUGUUGAUGAAUGGAUAAUGCAUCCUCGUAUGCUUUUAGUGUGUGGAACUGAAUGCAUGAACAGUAUUCUUUUUCUUCUUAGUAAAAUCACUUUAUGGAAUAUUUUUAAAACAGGCAGGUCCUGUGUGAAUUUAUAUGAAUUUUUUAAAAAAUUAAGCUCUUUCUUGAGAAGCCAUUAUGUUAGUCUGCCUCUUUAGUACAGUCUGUGAUUUUGUUUCCUUUGUGUGUUCUACAUAUCAUAAUUUUGUUCUUCUAUUCACAAUCAUACAUGUUUUAAGAUGUUAUUGCAGUCAAACUAGCUGCCAUUUUCAACCUAUUUACAAAUUAAUAUGGACACAGAAUGUUUCACUAUUAAUCAGUGUGAAGUCACUAUGGUCCAAUGGAAAUUAUGUUGUAAUAAACUGAAUUUAAAAUUAUUGAAAAAGUUCUAUUAUUAGUUAUUAUCAUUGAUUUAUGAGUCUAACAAAAACCUCCUAAUGUAAUUACUUAUAGAAGAUAAUUUAUUUUCUGUUGUUUCUUAGCUGCACUUAAUUCAUUUUAAUUGAUAUUGAUAUGCAAAAUUGUGACAUUUAUCAGGUUUUCUAAUCAUUUAUGCUGUUUCCUUAUUUCUGAAAUUAAUUUGACAUAAUCAAAAAAUAAUGGAUCUGUUUUUACUACCAGCUCCAGAGGUGUGUUGUAGCAUCUGUGAACAGUUUGAUAAGAAAAAUAGAUACCAAAAAUCUGACCAAUGUUAAGAUAAAGAAAACUUGCAACAGUAGUCAGUUUGACUGACUGUUACAAUAUUAAUGGACUAACGUUCAAUAAAUUAUUGUUGCAUCUAUUAUUGGACAAGUCAUAAAUUAUAAACAUUACAUUUAGUUUUAUUCCUAGGACAUUCAUUAACUAAAUUUGUAACACUUUUUACCAUUCAACCUACUUGGUUACAUUUAGUCAGGAUCUUUUUGUUGCUUUGUUUCCUGCAGAUAAAUUCUGUCAAUUUUUCAAAGGGGUAAGUAUGGAAAAUAGCUGAAAAGCUACAAAGGUAUGGGAUAAGGGUAGCAGAACAUUUGGAAAAGUGAUAACAGAUUAUUAUCUAGAACAACAUUCUGUGUCAAAUUGAAAUGUAAAGAGGUUGAUUACUAGGAGAUAUUUCUGUUAUACAGUCAUCAGCAAAUAUGCCCAAAUCUGAUAUGGAAAGCUGGUCACAAUUUGGAAUAACUGCAUUUACAUUUAUUAUGACAAUUUUAUUUGGCUGUACAAUGUAUCAAGUUUUUUCCAAUUUUGAAAAACUUUGAGUUAUCUAUGCAGUGUGGAGAUACAAUUAGUAAAUGUCCUUGUAAACCUUUUUAGAGCACACAAUCUUCUAAAAUAAAAAGCAUAUGCUAUUCAAACUUUA
Messenger RNA from Chiloscyllium plagiosum (whitespotted bambooshark), 5831 nucleotides. It is a transcript of the gene lats2, whose product is annotated as large tumor suppressor kinase 2. NCBI's taxonomy places the organism in Eukaryota, Metazoa, Chordata, Chondrichthyes, Orectolobiformes, Hemiscylliidae. Gene Ontology annotation, cellular component: nucleus; spindle pole. Gene Ontology annotation, molecular function: protein serine/threonine kinase activity; protein binding; ATP binding. Gene Ontology annotation, biological process: peptidyl-serine phosphorylation; hippo signaling; G1/S transition of mitotic cell cycle. The record is from RefSeq and is a predicted model, not a curated record.